Messenger RNA from Nicotiana tabacum (common tobacco), 820 nucleotides. Lineage: Eukaryota; Viridiplantae; Streptophyta; Magnoliopsida; Solanales; Solanaceae. The record is from RefSeq and is a predicted model, not a curated record.
ACCUUUAAGAUACAAGGACAAGGACGUUACAGUUAUUUUCCGCAGAAGAGGAGGUGAUGAUCUGGAGCAGAGUCAUGAAAAGUGGGCAAGGACUGUAGAAACAUCACCAGAUGUGAUCAACAUGACAUUUACACCUAUUGUGUCAUUGCUUGAAGAGGUGCCUGGUAUAAAGUACCUGAGUCGUGCAAUUGAGCUAUACUUGGAAUACAAGCCACCAAUAGAGGAUUUACAGUAUUUCCUAGAUUUCCAAAUAGCUCGUGUGUGGGCUCCAGAGCAAAAUAACCUUCAAAGAAAGGAGCCUGUAUGUGCAUCCCUACAAUUCAGUUUGAUGGGUCCUAAGCUCUAUAUUAGCCCAGAUCAGGUAUUUUUCAUACUUUUGUCCAGAUUUCUGAACAUAUAGUCUUGCUAUUGUUGAAACAUAUGACAUUGAGUUGCGGAAGGAUCUUGCUUUUCCAAGUUUGCAUGACGUGCCUUGUGCUUAUUAGGACCAAAACAAAGAAGUACAACUUGGACUAGUUCUAAAGAAUGAUUAAACCAGUGCAAGUUCAUUAUGUCACUUGUUAUCAUCCAGUGUCCUGCUAAAUUUCUUUUAAUCAACCAAUAUUAUAUUUUACAAUCAUAAUGACUCAGCACAUUGAAACCAAAGGUCUAGGACUUGCCUCCAACAUGGUCUAAGAUACCUUGCCUGGAAUGGCUCCCACACUUCAUUUACACUGUAUUCAUAAAUGAUUGUUUAAUCAGCAGACUACUGUUUGGAUAAUCCCGAGCAUUAUCUUUAGAAUAGAGCGACUUAUAGCCUGUUUGGCCAAGCUUCUCCAAG